Penicillium atrosanguineum is the source of this 273-nucleotide messenger RNA. Its product is annotated as electron transfer flavoprotein regulatory factor 1. The transcript has 2 exons. The coding region runs from base 1 to 273 and encodes 90 amino acids. Lineage: Eukaryota; Fungi; Ascomycota; Eurotiomycetes; Eurotiales; Aspergillaceae. Gene Ontology annotation, cellular component: mitochondrion. The record is from RefSeq and is a predicted model, not a curated record. Gene Ontology annotation, biological process: respiratory electron transport chain.
AUGGUCAACUCUGAGCUGCGCCGGCAGGUCAUCACUGUGUACAAAGGUGAGAUUGCACCAGAUUGGCAACGCCAGCGUAUUUCUGAGAGCAUACGCCAACUGAGACGCGCAGAACUUCUCUGGAUGGGACGAGAAUAUCCCCUCGGAUAUCAGUAUUUCAGAGACCGGCUCCACCGCGCAUUUGCUGGCCAGGCUCAUCUCCGCGACGAGGAGCAGAUCCGAAAAGGGAUCGCCAGGGCUGAGUUUGUGAAGAAGGAGAUCGAAGCUUUGUAA